AACCAUUUAAAAUCAAUAUCCCUUAAUCUUCUUGGGAAUCUCAUGGAGCCUUUGUUGAAUGUGGCCCACCUUCAAAAUGGGUAUUUAUCUCAGUUUUUCAACUACUUCAAUUAUUUAUGGCAAUUUCAGUUUUUGAAACGAAUGUGCUGAUUUAAGUAGGCCUAAUAAGCAUCGGAGCUUGAAUUCUGAAAUUCACUAACAAGUGGCAAUAAUUUUGUGCAGUGAGCAUCUGCUGUUAGUACAACUGUACCAAGAAGUUGGUAAUGACAAGUUCGAGCUCGAGAUGUGUACCGUGUGGACAGAAACAUCUGGCGAACAAGGGCUUUGGUGAUAGGUCAUAAAGUCCGGUCAUGUGACUUGCUUGACAUUGGUCCACGUAUCUACCCACACCCCUACAAACUCAAAACCAUAGAAUGAACAGCAGAAAAGCCGCUGGCAUGUAGCCUCAAUCAUCUUGUUUCUUAUGAGUCCCUUUUGUUUGAAUUUAAUUGGAAAAAAAACUGAUCAUCAUUUUGUUUAACCAUUAAGUUUUUUAUACCUUUGGAAGUUGUGUGAAGUGAUCUGUAAAAUUAGAAAGGAAGUUAUACAACGGUACCAAGAUGUAUAAGUUCAGACUUCACGGUUUGGUCGCGGACAUGUGGCCGUUGAUCAGGAUCAUGCAAAUGACCGGCUUCUUCUUGUUGGACUAUCAUGAAGACAUGAGCUUCGGCUGGACGUCCAUCAGAGCUGGGUAUGCAGGCUCUAUAUCUGGCCUCAUGGUAAUACAGUUCGCCCUGAUCUUCAUCAACCUCAUGAAGCAAUCCGACGACGUCAAUGACCUGACAGCCAACACGAUCACGGUGCUCUUCUUUGUCCAUUCGCUGGUAAAAUUCUUCUACUUCGCUCUGCGCCGCGGCAAAUUCUACCGGACGCUGGCCACGUGGAACAACGCCAACAGCCACCCGCUCUUCUCUGAAAACCACUCGCGUCAUCACGCGACGGCGGUGGGAAGCAUGAGGCGCCUGGUGAUGUACGUGGGCAUCGGCAUCAUCAUCAGCGGGUUUGCCUGGACCAUCAUCACCUUCGUUGGAGACAGCGUUCACGAAAUACCCGACCCCGAGAACGCGAACGAAACCAUUUUCGAGGAGGUGCCUCGUCUCAUGCUUCGUUCGUGGUAUCCCUGGAAUGCACUGUCUGGUGGAGGUUACGUCGUGUCCUUCGUCAUCCAGAUCCUAUGGCUGUUUCUGGCCCUGUCGCAUGCCAUGAUGAUGGACACAAUGUUUUGUUGUUGGCUCAUCUACACGUGUCAGCAACUCGUUCACCUCAAAGAGAUUAUGAAGCCACUCAUGGAGCUCAGCGCCUCGCUGGACACACUCGUCCCGCACUCUGCAGAGCUCUUCCGUGCCGUUAGCGCAACGACCAACAACCCCAUAACUUCAGGUGAUGGUGACGGUAUUCGCGCUAUCUACAGCAAUCAGCACGACUUCUCGAAUUUCCGUCUCAAUACCGGGGCACUGGCCAAUAUCAACAGUGGCUCUGUGGGGCCAAAUGGGCUGACGAAGAAACAGGAGGUGCUAGUACGUUCUGCCAUCAAGUACUGGGUGGAGCGACAUAAGCACGUCGUAAGAUUCGUCAGUAACAUUGGAGACACAUACGGCUCGGCUCUGCUGUUACACAUGUUGAUCAGCACAGUGACCUUGACACUGCUGGCCUAUCAGGCCACAAAGAUUGAAGCCGCGAACGUGUAUGCCUGUACAGUAAUCGGCUAUUUGGUGUACACACUGGCCCAGGUGUUCCUCUUCUGCUUCUUUGGCAACCGACUCAUCGAGGAGAGCUCGUCAGUGAUGGAGGCUGCGUACAGCUGUCAAUGGUACGACGGAUCUGAGGAGGCAAAGACUUUCAUUCAGAUCGUGUGUCAGCAAUGCCAAAAAGCCAUGAGCAUCUCUGGGGCAAAAUUCUUCACGGUGUCGCUAGAUCUGUUUGCUUCGGUGUUGGGUGCUGUAGUGACCUACUUCAUGGUGCUGGUACAGCUCAACUAGACGCAUACGGAACGCGCUCCAGAAGAGAAGAGACAGUUCACGGUCUCAUCUGCAAAUCACGUCCAUUACACUUCGUUACCUACUCGGCAAAAUGUGGCAUUUAACAAGUCGUUUGUCAUAUCGAAAUAAAAUACCUGAGUAAACCAUUUAGAAAAAAAUCAUUAAUACUAUAACAUUUAAUAUUACUGGAAGUAUCUAAUAAGUAUUUAUCAAAAAAAAUUAGAAGUUGUAAGAAGUCUGAAUGUGCCUUUUAUCUGCUUCAUACGAAAUUACUGUUAGUAUUUAAAUUAUCACGUAAAGUGUAAUGACGACUUUAGUAUGGUCUGAAAGUUCUGUUACUAUAAAAAGACGUUUGAAACGAUCUCCCAGUACCUGCAAGAGUAGAUCUGACUAUAAAAGACGCACACAAUAUUAAACCAUUUAUGAUGAUUAUAUAAAUUACAGAUAUACUUAAAUCGCUGUCCAACAUACUGAUCUACAAUAAUUACAAGAUGAUAGCUUCUUCUGGGUUGUUGUACCGUGUAGUCUGGUAGAAGUUUACCAACACCCUGAUUAUGGAUGCCGCAAGCACCUCUGAAACAUCCGUAAAUUUCUACCAGACUACACGGCUCAACAACCCAGAAGACAGCCAUCUUAGUACUCACCGCCGUGAGGAUCUCAAAUCAUACUUAAUAAUCACAGAACUAAGAAUCAAGAUCCAUUGGAGGUUGAAUGUGUUACAGUUUUAUUAAAUUAGCCAAUAUGCUGACAGUGAUGCCAAUUUAAUUUGAAAUAAUUCCAUUAUUUAAGAAUUACGGAGAGGUGUACAUUUAACACCGCAGUGGAAUCACUCCCUUUUCGAAAGGACUGACUCCACUUAUCGCAUAUGUGGUAAAUAAAAAUACUCGUUAAGUUUUAAAAUAUCUAACUCAAUAGCACGAAGUCUUCUCUCUUUUGUUAGGAUAAAAUUCCCAUGUUGUCACCAGAUAGUCUCUGUUUUGAUGUAAAAUAUAAAAAUGCUCAUCAUUUAUUCACAUAGAUGGCACUAACAGGAAAAAACCGAUAUUCAGCACCAAAGUCUCUACUUCUGCUAUUAUAAAUGACACAUUUUUAUUAGUUGUGUGCAAAAUAACUAACCAUAAAUUCGUCAGACUGAUGCCAUAAUCAUAUUCAUUAAAACUAAUAAUGCAUUAAAAUGAUUUAAAUAAUAAUAUGUAUGAAUGAUUUUAUCUUGUCUGUCUGUGAUAAAACAUUGGGUAUAAAAUUUUAAUCUCACAGGCAGGAUUACGUGCGUACGUAGUAGUAUUUUAUUUUUUAAUACAGAUCGUGUAUAAAAGCAAUAUUAACCUCACUUGUCGAUGGACGACAAUUUGUUUAUGAACCACACAGUUUACACUUAUAAGCUGCAAGGAUUAAAUAUGUCAACGGAGGCGUUUAGAUACACUGGAGGAUAAUAUACUGACAUAUUGCAGCCUUUAUUUAAAAUAUUUUAUACGGUUUGCCAUUUACUUCCAUAAGAAUUUUAAUUCUAUUUUGUUCAGGAGAGUGUCUCAUUGACAUGUCUUGUGGGGCUGAUGCAACGUGCGUUCACACUGAGAACUCUGUCUAAUAACCGUCUUAAACAGUUCUAAAACGCGCACAAGACGCUAAGCUGCAGCACCGGACGUUGUGUGGAAAAGCUGGCAGUUACCUUAAGAAAGUCGACGGAAUAUUGUCAGAGUUAUUGACAGCGUCACGAAGUAAAUCAUAAAUGAAAUAAAUAUAUUAAGAAAGUAUGUGCGUAAAAAUAAUGUAAAUAUUUUUUUAAAAUUUAAAUCUACCUAUAACCAUAACUUAUUCUAUCGUUUUAUUGUUAUGUAUAAUUUAAUAUUAGCAACACAGAGUACACGGGACAUUCAGUAUUAUAAUUACGUAUAAGUAGAGCGUUAUAUUUCGAGAUCAAAAUUUCAGUUCCUAGCUGCUGAGGCACAUGUCAGUGUUUUAUUCACAGUCAGCGAAACCAUGCAACUACCUUGAGGUUACAAAUCGCCAAUCAUUUUUUCGGUAUUGAACUUUGUACAUAGACAUAGUUGCAGAUAUACAAAUAUUCUGUCAUACAUUAGCGACAUAUUUAUAAUAUUUUUAGCUUAGAACUGAACGGUGGUGUAACCAUGAUAACCAAAUUCUUGUACUUGCAUUCAGGACGCCUGAUAAUGAGGGCGUCGGAGCUUAUAAUGACUGGGAAAAUGUUUCUGAAGAUAAUACACUUUAUGUAAUGUUAUUCACUGAAUAAAGUUUACUCUAUACAUA
This is a messenger RNA of Zootermopsis nevadensis, 4286 nucleotides long. It is a transcript of the gene Orco, whose product is annotated as odorant receptor co-receptor. Gene Ontology annotation, molecular function: odorant binding; olfactory receptor activity. Gene Ontology annotation, cellular component: plasma membrane. The record is from RefSeq and is a predicted model, not a curated record. Lineage: Eukaryota; Metazoa; Arthropoda; Insecta; Blattodea; Termopsidae. Gene Ontology annotation, biological process: sensory perception of smell; detection of chemical stimulus involved in sensory perception of smell.